This is a messenger RNA of Aphidius gifuensis, 803 nucleotides long. It is a transcript of the gene Grx5, whose product is annotated as glutaredoxin-related protein 5, mitochondrial. The record is from RefSeq and is a predicted model, not a curated record. Bases 239 to 640 code for a protein of 133 amino acids. The transcript has 3 exons. Lineage: Eukaryota; Metazoa; Arthropoda; Insecta; Hymenoptera; Braconidae.
AACAAAAAUAAUCGUGUGUGUGUGUUAUCAUUUAUCAAACAAACAAACAACUCACUUUGUUGAUAAUGUAGACAUCUGUCACAGUCAAGAUGGCGCUAUUUGAUAGAUCGUUGUUUUUUCUUUUUUUUUUCUUCUUUUUCAUUCCGGUUGUACGAUUUGAUAAUAAUAUAUAACCUCGUGUACAUAUAUUUGCAGGUGAUUUUAAUUUUUCAUAUAUUGUUCAUAUAAAUAAUUAAAAAUGUUUGCAAGAACAACAGCAAGAUUGGGCAUGUUGGUCAAGAGCUAUGCAACUGAUGCAGCUUCAAUUAAAAAAUUAGUAACAAACAACAAAGUUGUUGUUUUUAUGAAAGGAGUACCAGAAGCACCAAAAUGUGGAUUUAGUAAUGCAGUUGUUCAAGUACUGAGAAUGCAUGGUGUCAAGUAUGAUGCACAUGAUGUUCUUGCUGAUGAAGACCUCAGACAAGGAAUUAAAGAUUAUUCAAAUUGGCCAACAAUACCACAAGUAUAUUUGGAUGGUGAAUUUCUUGGUGGUUGUGAUAUUAUUAUUAAAAUGCAUCAAACUGGUGAAUUUAUUGAGGAACUACAAAAAGCUGGUAUACCAUCAGCACUUACUGAAACUAAUCAAGAAAAACAAAAAUAAUCUGUUAAAUAUUUUAGAGGGUUUGUAAAUAAUUUUAUAAAUUAGUCGAGUUAUUUUCUUUCUUUCUUUUUUUUUUUUCCAAAAAUAAAAUAACAAAAAUACAGAAACAAAGAUAUACAUAUAAAUUUACUCGUUCAUUUAACAAAUAUAUAAUUAAACUACA